AUGACGCUCACGAGGCAACGCAUCGACGCACUGAACCUGCUCAAGCAGCUCGAGCACGAGCAAGAACUGGCCUCGAUCCGUUCCAGCUCGACCGCACUGCAGGACCACCUCGCCUGGACCAAGGCCAAUACGGUCAGUCCACACAUCCCCGACUUGUUGAGAUCCUACUCGACUCGCUGAAACAUCACGGGCUCUCUUAGACGGUCAAGCAUCUGCGACAGCUGCUGCAAUCGCUGUCGCUGGCCGGUGACGAGCACGAGUACGCCGACGCCGACGCCGACACCGACACGUGAGCACUCUUGCUCCGCGAUCCCAGCCACCGUGGAUCCCAUGCCCUGACGCAUACCUUCUGCCCCGCAAUCAUGCGCAGACGAGACCUUGAACACCGAUUAAACCUCGUGCAGAAAAGGCUCGCGUCAGAUUCCAAGAGGGUCAGUAAACCCGUCCCCCGACCGCCGGCUUCCCGUGUCGGCGAGCUCAUCGGCACGACGACGACCUUGUGCAGACGUCGAGGCCGUCGAGGCCGAUCCCGCAUCUUGACUUUUUGGCGCCUUCGGUACCCUUACCACCGCCACUCCCUUCGACCUCGAUCGUACUGCCCCACCUGUCCAGUCAGGACCGUAGGGCCUCGAUCGCCAUCUCCUCGGCCAGUAUCGCCGCCAGUCCUCGUCAGGCGCCCCCGGCCUUCCGUGACCCCUCCCCCUCCAACCCACCACCACAGCAGCAGCACCGCUCCCCUCCCCUACCCACACCAGCAUCCUUCUCACCGCCCGUCCCUCAAGGUCUCACGCCACCCGCGCCCGCCUCUGCGCAUCGGAGAAGAAGCUCCUCGAUCGACGAUUAUUCACCCGACGAUUACUCGCUCAAGAAACCGAGAAGUUACUCCGGAUCGAGCGAGCGCUACAACGGAGCCCAGGACGAGCAACCACGAUCCUACUCGCCGUAUCAGCCACACGUCACGGAGGAACAUCGAUCGAGUUACGACGAGUCCUCGUUCGACACGCCGCCCAUCUCACUCGCCCCACCUCGAGGUCACCUGUCGACCGCUUCGUUCGAUUCACCCGUCGUACCACUACCCCGACCUACGAUCCGCAUCCAAGGCGAGGACCCCAACGAAGAGGACGAGGAUGACGAAUCGCGAUUCGAAGCAUUGCACCACCGAUACCCUACACCACCGCCCGGUGAAGACGAGGACGAGAUUGACGAGGAGAGUGGGAUCGGUGCACCGGCACCGGCACCGGCACCGGUCAAGGGCAAGAAGGGUUCCGCACCCCCACUCAAGAAACCCAUGACUUCGACAUCACCUCCAUCUUCCAUCUCAACCGCCUCGUCUACCGUACGCCAUCGAUCGAUCAUCCCUUCAAUGGCGCGCAAAAAGACGCCGGCCCAAGAACUUGGCCUCACUUCCGCAUCGUCGAUCACCGGCUCGAGCUUGGGAGCCUCGACGACCUCUUCGGAUCUCUUAUCACAUCACCACGACCUCCAAUCCGAACUCGUGAACGAACUGACCUCGCUCUCCUCGCGACUCAAGUCUUCAACGCAAACCUUUUCCGAUAACUUGGAGAAAGAUAAGGAGGUGAUGGAGACGGCGAAGGACCAUUUGGAGAAGAACGCGGACAAGAUGAGUAAGGAGAGGGGGAGGUUGACCGCGGUCAAGAAGAAAACGAGGGGGACGACGUGUUGGACGAUUGGGGUCGUCGCGGCUGUCGCCGCGGCUUGGGCGACCAUGUUCUUCUUGAUCAAGUUGACUUGA
This is a messenger RNA of Microbotryum saponariae, 1753 nucleotides long. NCBI's taxonomy places the organism in Eukaryota, Fungi, Basidiomycota, Microbotryomycetes, Microbotryales, Microbotryaceae. The record is from the annotation of a GenBank genome assembly.